Messenger RNA from Rubroshorea leprosula, 1223 nucleotides. NCBI's taxonomy places the organism in Eukaryota, Viridiplantae, Streptophyta, Magnoliopsida, Malvales, Dipterocarpaceae. The record is from the annotation of a GenBank genome assembly.
CGCAAGACGAGAGGCUAUCCAAAGAUACCGGAAGAACCGAAGGAGAGAUGGCGGCGGUGUCGUUCCGGUGGAUACUGCAACUCCACAGGGACGUUCCGAAGGCGGCUAAGUUCUACUCGCAAGGGCUUGAUUUCACCGUCAACGUCUGCACUCUUCGUUGGGCGGAGCUUCAAUCGGGUCCUCUCAAGCUUGCUCUCAUGCAAUCCCCUAGUGAGCAUGUAAUGCAGAAUGCAAACUUUUCUGUACUAUCAUUCACAGUAAAUAAAUGACAUUAACAAUUCAGUGACGAAAUUAAUGGCGUUAGGAGCUGAACUAGAUGGCCCCAUUAAAUAUGAGAUCUAUGGAAAGGUCGCAGCCGUGCGAUGUGUUGAUGGCCAUAUCAUAGGCCUAUAUGAACCUGCGUGAGUCAGUUGUGGAGAUGAGUUCCUUAAGCAAAAUUGAGCAAGGUAUCCCACAAUCAUUGAGGAGAGACAAGAAACCUUCAAUUAUUUAGAGUCUUCUGCAUCUCCUAAAAGUGAUAGAAAAUUUGGAGCGUUGAGGUAGUGAAGCUGCUCUCUUUUGCCUGCUAUUUGCCUUCGUGAUAAAACAUGAAUUCAGUUUUCAACGUUUUUGAUUAUAUGCUUGAUUGAUUGAUUGAUUGAGAAAUAUUUGCUAGAUAAUGUAAGACAUAAAUAAUGAAUUUGCCAUUCAGUGUGGAAACUACUGCAGCACCAUUCUUUGCUAGCCAAUUGAAAUUUAACACCAAAAAGUAAAACGUGGCUCAAGCAGUCAUUUAAAUGCAGAGUUGGUGUAAGGGUCUUAUCGACUAUAUGGGUGCUGAAUAUCGUCCUUGGCUUCCGUGAAUGGUGCUUCUGUCUUGAAUCUGGAUGCCACAUCCUUAGCUUAUCUCUCCUUCAUUUACCUGCUGAACCUGAAGACGGAGAUACAUAUUUGCUAGAAAACAGGUCUUGGUUCAAUCUCCUGAACUGAAACCUGGGAUCUUGAUGCAGUCUCAACAUUAAAGAUAUUAAGUUUCUGUGCUGCAGUCCCAGAUCUUGUUUUUCCAUUUGGUUUGAGCGACCUUAUUGGUGUGGUAUAAAGAAUGACAGAAAGAAGUGCAUCGAGAAGUGCACCGAGAAGUGCGGGGGGUUGGCAUUUGAAACACUGUAAUUGUAUAAUUGAAUUGUCUGGAUUCUGGACCACUUAACCUGCUAAUACGUACCUAAUACAUGAAAUUGAAGGGU